GUUUGCAACUGCUUAUUAAUUUAAAAUCUUUAAUCUUCAGGUUAAUGCAAAUAAAACUCGGCUCAGUGCGUUUGAAUCGAAUGAUUUCUUACCAAAGUUUGAAGCCAAACACAGAUUAGUUUUAAUGCAAAAUGGAGAAGUAUUUCGGAAUAUGCCUCGUUUUGUUAUUAUUCUUAAACGUAAAUUUUGGCUGUGAUGAUGGUUGGUUUGAGUAUAAAAACCAUUGCUAUUUUUUCCAAAAUAAAACAUUGAAAGGAAAAAGUUGGAAGAAUGCCUCUUUAUCAUGUCAGGUUAUGGGUGGAUCUUUGUUAAGUAUUGAGGAUAAAGCUGAAAAUUCUUUUAUUUUAAAUAUUCUUAAAGAUGAUAGUAUGCAAAAAGGUAGUUACUGGAUCGGACUCAAUGAUGAUUGCAAUAACAGAGAGUUUACGUGGUCGGAUAACAAAAAUCCGCAAUACUUUAAUUGGUUAUCUAAAAGACCCGACAAUGGUAAUACUGGGGAAAACUGUGUAGAAAUGAAUAAUAUUGGUUGGAAUGACAAUGAUUGUUAUGUCAAAAAUGGGUUUAUUUGUAAACUUGUAAAAGAAAAGAAUGAUUCUUGUGCCUAUGGUUGGUUGAAUUAUAAAAACUAUUGUUAUUUUUUCCAAAAAACAAAUGAAACAUAUUAUGGAAGUGAUUGGGAAAAUUCUUAUUUAUCAUGUCGUCUUAGAGGAGGAAAUUUAUUAAGUGUAGAGGAUCAAGAAGAAAAUUAUUUUGUUACAAACGUUUUAGAAAAUGAGAGUACGAAAGACCAUUAUUUUUGGAUUGGCCUUAAUUAUCGCAUGAGUCAUAAGAAGUUUGUCUGGUCUGAUAAUUUUAAGUGGGACCCAAAAAUACCUUUUGAGAGCAUAUUAAAGCUUACAAGUGCAGAAUCAUACUAUUUAAGUACAGAAAUAACAAGAUGUGUGGAAAUAAAUGCUGAUGGCUGGAAUGUUCAAAAUUGUUAUAAAACAAAUGGAUACAUUUGUAAAGUUAAAAGAGAAAGCAACAAUAGUUGCGCAAGUGAUUGGUUUGAAUUUGCUAGUUAUUGCUACUAUUUUCAGUCUGCAUAUGAUGGGAAUGGCAGAAAAUGGGAGCAUUCUUAUUUGAACUGCUUAGAAAAAGGAGGAAAUUUGUUAAGUAUAGAAAAUAAAACAGAAAAUACAUUUGUUUUAAAUGUUCUUAAAAACUACAGAAUGAGUAAAGAUGCAUACUGGAUUGGUUUAACUGAUCGUUGGUAUAACACAUGGUUUGUUUGGUCUGAUAAUACAUACUCACAGUAUGCUCAUUCUAAGAUCAACGGGUUAUUUUAUAAUCAAAAGUUAGAGAAGUGUGUUAGAAUGAAUAAAACAUCUUGGGAAUUAAAGAAUUGUUUAAGUAAAAGUGGAUUUAUUUGUAAAACUAGAAGAGCUAUCAAUGAUAACUGCGCUAAAGGAUGGACAAGUUAUAGAAGACAUUGCUAUUAUAUUCGUAGUUUAAAGGAAUUUGUUGGAUAUGGUUGGUCUGAAUCUUUUUCAUCAUGUCAAUCUAAAGGAGGGAAUUUGCUAAGUAUAGAAAAUCAAGAAGAAAAUCGAUUCAUUCAAAACAGUUUAAUCAAAGAUAAUAGUGAUUAUUGGAUUGGCCUAUAUAGACUUUGGAAUUACAGAAGGUUUGUGUGGUCUGAUAAUACAUACACACAGUUCUUUAAUUGGAUUGAAAAUCAACCGGAUAAUGUUGAUGGUAUUGAGAAUUGUGUAGAAAUGAAUUCCAAUGGCUGGAAUGACAAAGAAUGCAAUGUUCUAAAUGGGUUUAUUUGUAAAAAUAAAAAAGUUUUUGCAGAUUAUGUUGAUGACAGUGGCAAAUUAAUUUUAAGUCAAGGUUUUCUAUUUGGAACAAUAAAAGUUUUAAAAAAGGUGUACACUAUUUCAUUUAAUUUGAAACCAAUUACUUAUUCUAAGGGUUUGAAAAGUGUUCUUCAGCUUAUCUCAGGUAAUAACAGUGAAUAUAGUGAAAAAAAUCUUGGUGUUUGGUUUCAUGAAGAUGGUUCUGGGAGAUUUGUUAUUAAUGCUACAGUUAGUGGUAAUAGUAAUUACUCUAUUAAAACAGAUCCACUAAUCCUGGGUCAAUGGUCUAACAUAAAAAUAUACCAGUGGCUAUUUUGCAAUAAAUAUUGGUUUGCAAUUGAUAUAAAUGGUGUAAAUAUUCAUCGAGUAGAAAAUUCUUUGGCUACAGAUUUUAAAGAAAUACAUGUUUAUGUUUCAAAACAUAAGGAUGAUGCACAAAACGGAUCUAUAUCUGACUUUUUGAUUAUCAAUGGAAAAGCAAAGUAUCUUAUUGAUCAUUAUAAUACUCCAUUAGUAAAAGGGAAAAUGAUUGCACAAAUACUAAAACUAAAUAAAGAAUAUCUAGUGUCUUUUGACCUAUAUCCAAUGGUAUUUGAGAUUGGACUGCACAACAUUAUUCAUUUUAUGAUUGAAUCUCAUAUGGUUAAUAGAAGUGAAAUUAGAAGUGAAAUUCUAGGUAUUUGGUUGGAUGAAAAUAGAACAGGAAGAAUUAAAAUUAUAGCUUUAAUUAAUGGAAAAAAAAAUUUGUUUUAUUACCCUAUUCAAUUGACUUUGUGGUCAAAUAUUGAGGUUUGUCAAAGUUUCAAUGGCUUUUUUUAUGUAUACACAAUUAGGAUAAAUGGAGAUGUUGUCUUUUCUAUGAUUAAUAAUCAAGCUCAGGAUUUUUAUGAUGUUAAAGUUUAUGUUUCAAAUCCAUGGGACAAAGUUCAAAAUGGUUUAAUAAAAAACUUCUUUAUUGUCAAUGAUAAAAAAGCUGAAUCUCUAGUUAUUCUUGCUAAAGAUUAUGUUAAUCUUAAACAUGAGUUUGCUUUAAAUCAAGGAACAAUUCUUGGAACACUAAGUGUUUUGAAAAAGGAGUUUACAAUUUCGUUUAAUUUGAAGCCAAUGAGUUAUUCUAAGGGUUUAAAAAAUGUUCUUCAUUUAACCUUGUGUAAUAACAGUGAAAUAAAUGGUGACAGAAAUCUAGGUCUGUGGUUUCAUGAAGAUGGUUCUGGUAGUCUUUUUAUUUAUGCUGCAGUUAAUGGUAAUAGUAACUACGCUGUCAAAACAGAUCCACUUACAUUAGGUCAGUGGCAUAAUAUCAGAAUAAGUCAAUGGUUGCUGGGAAAAAAAUAUAUCUUUACUGUUGAUCUGAAUAAUUUUAGUAUUCAUAGAGUAGAAAAUUUUUUGGCUGCAGAUUUUAAAGAUGUUAAAGUUUAUGGUUCUAAUAUAUGGGAUGCUCCACAAAAUGGUUCAAUAUCUGAUCUUCUGAUAAUUAAUGGAAAAGUUGAGUACAUUAUUGGCAACACUAUUACUCCAUUAGUAAAAGGGAAGUUAAUUGCUGAGAUUCCAGUCCUAGAUAAAGAAUACUUUGUUUCACUUGAUUUUAAUGCUAUUAAAUUUGAUUUUGGUUCACACAAUGUUAUUCAUUUCACUAUUGGUUCUGAUCAUUUUAAUUAUGGUGAUAAAACACCAGGAAUCUGGUCAAAUGCGCAAGGUAAUGGUGUUCUUGACAUUGCAUCUUCAAUUAAUGGAUAUGUAGAUGUACAUACUUUUUCAACAAAUGCAUUUGAAGUAAAUUAUUGGUCUAAUAUUGUAAUAUCUCAAGUUUUCAAUGGCUCAUUUUAUAUAUACACAAUCAUUAUAAAUGAAGAUGUUGUUUUUUCUAUUAUAAACCAUCAAGCUAAUAGCUUUGUUAAUGUCAAAGUAUAUGCUUCAAAUCCAUGGUCAGAGGCUCAAAAUGGUUUAAUAAAAAAUUUGUUUGUUAUCAAUGGGAAUUCAACAAAAGAACUGAAGCCUAUUGUUAUCCUUUCUAAAGUUACAGAUUUAUCAACUUCACGUCCUUCUCUUAACAAGACAUUAGUCAUCUCUGCUGCCAUAAUGGUUCCUGUUUUAAUUGUUCUUGUUGCAGUUAUUUUUAUUGUUGCUGUAUUAAAAUUUCGUAAAAAAAAAUCAAAACAAUCAAUAAUGAACCUUAAUCCUUACACUAUUGAGCAUUACAUGGAUUGUCAUGAAUUAUCACCUGAUGAAUGGGAAAUUUUUCCUGAAGAAUUUACUUUAGAUAAAAAAAUUGGGGAAGGGGCAUUUGGUACUGUUUUUGUUGCAAAACUUAGUUCUUCUGUUCUUUCAAAAAGAAAGAAAAUGAAAUUGAACUCUAACUUUACAGAAAACAUUUCCCAAGUUGCUGUGAAACUUGUAAAAGACUCUGCUGAUCCGUCAGAACUUAAAGAUUUUGCUGAAGAAAUGAAUCUGAUGAAAGAAAUUAGAUACCAUAAAAAUAUUGUAAAUUUGAUUGGCUGCUCAACAAUUAAGAAACCCUUAAGCCUAAUUGUUGAGUAUAUGGAACAUGGAGAUUUAUUAAACUACCUAAGAAAAAGGCGAACUAAUUUUUGUGCUUCAACGAUUGAUAGAAAAUUGUCUGUAAACUUUAUUUAUACACAAGGAUAUCAACUAUGUCUGAAGGCAAACAACAAAACAACGACAAAAAUGGGUAAUGUUUAUUUGGGGGUUAAGCCGAAUGAUAUUCCGUUAGAAGAAAGUGAGGUAAUAACACCUGACGAUUUGCUUAGUUUUGCAUGGCAAGUGGCAUCAGGAAUGGAAUUUCUUUCGUGUUCUAAAUUAGUUCAUCGAGAUCUGGCUGCAAGAAAUAUUUUGGUCGGAGCAGGAAAAAAAGUAAAAAUAUCUGACUUUGGUCUAACUCGAAAAAUCAAUGAUGAAUUGAACUACAUGAGCAAGAAAAAGCGUCGUUUACCGGUCAAGUGGAUGUCUGUUGAAGCCAUAUUUGAUCAGCUGUUUACCUCAUUUAGCGAUGUGUGGGCGUAUGGUGUUGUUUUGUUUGAAAUUGUAACUUUAGGAGGUACGCCUUAUCCUACUAUAAGUAACCGUGAACUUCUGCCUCUUUUGAAAUCUGGUUAUCGAAUGGAUAAACCUGAAAACUGUUCUGAAAAAAUGUAUGAUAUUAUGUUGCAGUGUUGGAAUGAGGAUCCAUUACAACGGCCAUCUUUUACAAAACUACGUGAAUAUUUUGAUGAUGUAAUGUCUCAAGGUAAUUGUUAUCUCAAUUUUGAAAUCGACCAAAAUACCGCACCAUCAUUUUCGUCGUACGAAACAGAUAAUGAUGAUGAUAAUACAAAAGAUGACAGCGUCUUUUUAAAGCCUGUACACGUCAAGUCAAUCGAAGAAUUAAAAAAACUUCGCGAUAAAUCCAUUACUCCAUUGAAGGAUAGAUAUACGAGUUUCGUAUAAGAACCUCUCCACCAAGUCAAACAGGUUUUUAAUGAUCAAAAUUUAGAUUCUCAAUUUUCCUUAAUAACUUUUAAACAUGCGUUUAUUGUUAAGGUAAACUAAUUAUGUGCUUGUUUUUAAAAUGCGUAGCUAUGCAAUUUUUUUGAGAAAAAAAUAGAAGGCGGUUUCUACCUUUAUAUUUCAUCACAAAAACA
This is a messenger RNA of Hydra vulgaris (swiftwater hydra), 5476 nucleotides long. The record is from RefSeq and is a predicted model, not a curated record. Lineage: Eukaryota; Metazoa; Cnidaria; Hydrozoa; Anthoathecata; Hydridae.